AUGUUUCGUUCUCGUAAAUACUCUCAAAGCACCUCUUCUCCAGUCAAAUCCACUUCGUCACUUUCCUCUGGAAAUGCAUCCAUCAAAAGACCUGCCACCGUUACAUCUGCUGAAGAGCAGCCAUCAUACCAAUACAAUGACGACGAGGAAAUCAACCACGAUGAGAUCAUCGACUUGCAGGCACCUCAACAGCAACAGCAGCCUGACUUGACCAUCGAAUCCAUGUCGGCUGUACUUGCCGCUGCAGUUCAAAUGUCUGCUGCUGGCGGUGCUCCGUCAUCUCUUUCACUUGGAAGUGCUUCCAUCUUACAGCCAUUCGCUAAAGCCGAAGAGACCAGCGUGAAGCGUAGAUUCUCUGCUCGUCUGUUCAUGAAUCCCUGGAAGAAAUCAUCAGUCGCAGCAUCCACAUCGCCCACGACACCCACGACGCCUGGCUUGGAGCCUUCUUCUCCCUUUGAUUCAUCCUUGGACGACGAUAAUUCCUCUCAAGGAUCUCCCCGUAGCUCCUCCAUCUCUGGCUCAAGGACAUCAACCACGACCACGGUUGACGACGGUCGUGAUGAGUUAUUAUACCGUGGUAUUCAGAUUAAAGAAAUCAAGACCACAUUAAAAACCUUGGUGGUUUCUGAUGAACAACGUUACCCAAUGCCUGAGGUUAGGCUCGAAAGACCUGGCUUUGCCCGUAUCAACUACUAA
This is a messenger RNA of Mucor velutinosus, 696 nucleotides long. RefSeq lists its product as uncharacterized. The transcript has a single exon. Lineage: Eukaryota; Fungi; Mucoromycota; Mucoromycetes; Mucorales; Mucoraceae. Bases 1 to 696 code for a protein of 231 amino acids. The record is from RefSeq and is a predicted model, not a curated record.